This is a messenger RNA of Aspergillus costaricaensis CBS 115574, 1593 nucleotides long. RefSeq names its product HET-domain-containing protein. The record is from RefSeq and is a predicted model, not a curated record. Bases 1 to 1593 code for a protein of 530 amino acids. Lineage: Eukaryota; Fungi; Ascomycota; Eurotiomycetes; Eurotiales; Aspergillaceae. The transcript has 4 exons.
AUGGCACAAACAAUCGUCUAUCGCCAGCUGUCCAAAACGCACCGCGAAAUUCGCCUCUUGCGUGUUAAUGCCAGACCGGGCAGCGAUGGUGGGAAUGGCCCUCUGGAGUGUUUACUAGAGCAUACGUCAUUGGAUGCAGAAGUACCUAAGCCGUAUAUUGCGAUAUCAUACUGCUGGGGCACGAGUACGGAUAAAGAGAUUGUCAAGAUUGACGGCAGAGAGGCGAAAGUGCCAAAGAGCGCUGCAUCCACUCUGCACAAUUUAGCACGAGUUGGAACCAAUGAACAUGUUUGGAUUGAUGCAAUCUGCAUGAACCAGCAGGACGCGGUUGAAAAAGGUCACCAGGUUACCAUCAUGAAAGAUAUCUAUUCGCAUGCGCGCGAAGUGCGGGUUUGGUUGGGUAUCUGGAUUCGGACGUCACCAUCAGCGCCAUUGCCUCGGCCCAUUGCAUACUCAGAUGCCCCUUUACCAGAAGAUUGCGACUGGAAGGCGCUGCAGGCUUUAUACUCGUUCCCCUGGUUCACCCGACUGUGGGUGGUGCAGGAGGUGGCAUUGGCCCGAAUGGCCACUUGCUACAUUGGCCAGCACACCAUUGCUGCACAAAUUCUUAUACAGGCUGCGCAUUGGAUGGUGCACAGGUGUUACCAAAAGUACUAUGAUGGUAAUUACAUUGACGGUAUCGAAAACGCUUCCUGCAUGCGUCGUCCCAUCGGCGUGCACCUCAGCAGACAGAUCCGGCGACUGCGAGGGAAGCGUUGCAAAGACCCACGAGAUCGAGUCUAUAGCGUACUUGGCUUAUCGAACCCGCAAGUUGCCGAUCGCAUAGUACCUGAUUAUACGAUCCCGGCCGUUACGGUAUAUGCGCAUGCGCUCCGGCUUGCGUUCGAGGAGGAUGGGGGUCUGCAGAUACUGCACUUUCUCGCAUGGUGGGUCGAGAAGCCCACCAAAAGAGGAGCUUUAGUAUUUGAGAAUCCGGACUGGCCAUUCCAGACGAGGUCAUUGAACGACCCAUUGGUGCUGAGUGUUAAAGGAUUAAUUGUCACCCAUGUAGCCUAUACCAGUGAAGUGUUGUCCUCAGAAACUCUCUGGAACGGCAAAAGGCUGGCACCUCUCAUUCUGCGGUGUGUGAAGCAGACCAACAAGCUGUGUCACAAGCACGGUAAUUCGGUAGCCCAAGAUGACCUGAAGUUGACAUUUAUCUGCGGUAUAAAUGGGCUUUGCCUCGACCUUGACGCUGACGAGACCCUCGCCUCAGAGUACCAGGAGUUUGUUGAUUGGUGCAAAUCAGCGUCAGCAAGUGGCAGGGAGCAAUUUUCUCCAAGAUACCUGAAUAACAUGGGCCGCUCAUUGAACCGCCGGUUUUUCACAACAGCCAAUGGAUUGAUUGGAAUGGGCGUGCCAAACACUCAGGCUGGUGACUAUCUCUGCAUUCUUUCUGGAAGCCCUGGAUGCUUUGUAAUGAGACAGGAAGGCUCUCAUUGGAAGAUUAUUGGAGAUGCAUAUUCUCGCAGGCUUAUGAAGAGGGUCUACGUGGACGAAAUCAUAAAUCGAAACGAGUGGGAGAAACAAAGUCAAUGGUUCGACAUCUGGUAG